Molecule: messenger RNA, 4862 nt
Organism: Phacochoerus africanus (Common warthog)
Lineage: Eukaryota; Metazoa; Chordata; Mammalia; Artiodactyla; Suidae
Gene: RGS3
Product: regulator of G protein signaling 3
Exons: 18
Coding region: 134-1942 (602 amino acids)
Biological process (GO): signal transduction
Cellular component (GO): plasma membrane; nucleus
Molecular function (GO): protein binding
Source: RefSeq, a predicted model, not a curated record
UCGCAGCAGCCUCGCGCGCUGCCGGCAGGAGACACUAGCGGGGGCGGGUGAACCUGCUGCCUCGGUUACUGGGAGCAACACAGACGCCUCAAGUUACAGGCGCCCCAGCCCAGCCUGAGCCGGGGCCAUUGCCAUGGAGCGCUCCCUGCACCGCGUCUCCCUCGGGAGCCGGCGCGCCCACCCGGGCUUGUCCUUCUACCUCAGCACUUUUGGUCAGCUGAAGCUGUCCAUUGACGCUCAGGACCGGGGCCUGCUGCUCCACAUCAUAGAAGGCAAAGAUCUGAUGAGCAAGGAACCUGGCGCCUGUGAUUCCUACGUGAAGAUUUCUUUGAUCCCUGAAGAUAAUCGGCUGGGCCGCCAGAAGACGCAGACUAUCCCAGACUGCAGAGACCCGGUCUUCCAUGAGCACUUCUUCUUGCCUGUCCAAGAGGAAGACGAGCAGAAGCGCCUUCUGGUCACUGUGUGGAACAGGGCUGGUGGCUCCAGACAGAGUGGAUUCAUCGGCUGCAUGAGCUUCGGGGUGAAGUCCCUCCUGGCUCCGGACAAGGAGAUCAGCGGCUGGUACUACCUGCUUGGGGAGGACCUGGGCCGGACCAAGCACCUGAAAGUGGCCAGGCGAAGACUGCGGCCCCUGAGAGACCCGUUGUUGGCAAUGCCAGGAUGUGAGGACCCUGCGGAAGGGGAGAAAUUCGAGAUCACCAUCCCGAGGGGGAAGGACGGCUUUGGCUUCACCAUCUGCUGUGACUCUCCGGUCCGAGUCCAGGCCGUGGAUUCCGGGGGGCCGGCAGAGCGGGCAGGGCUGCAGCAGCUGGACACGGUGCUGCAGCUGAAUGAGAGGCCUGUGGAGCACUGGAAAUGCGUGGAGCUGGCACAUGAGAUCCGGAGCUGCCCUGGCGAGAUCAUCCUGCUCGUGUGGCGCAUGGUCCCCCAGGUGAAGCCGGGGCCUGAUGGCGGGGUCCUGCGGCGGGCCUCCUGCAAGUCAACCCAUGACCUCCAGUCGCCCCCCAACAAGCGGGAGAAGAACUGCACCCAUGGGGCCCAGGCACGGCCAGAGCAGCGCCACAGCUGUCACCUGGUGUGUGACAGCUCAGAUGGGCUGCUGCUUGGCGGCUGGGAACGUUAUACAGAGGUGACCAAGCGCGGGGGCCAGCACACCCUGCCUGCCUUGUCCCGUGCCACUGCCUCCACCGACCCCAACUACAUCAUCCUGGCCCCGCUGAACCCUGGGAGCCAGCUGCUGCGGCCUGUGUACCAGGAGGACACCAUCCCUGAAGAAUCGGGGAGUCCCAGUAAAGGGAAGUCCUACUCAGGCCUGGGGAAGAAGUGUCGGCUGAUGAAGACAGUGCAGACCAUGAAGGGCCACGGAAACUACCAGAACUGCCCGGUCAUGAGGCCGCACACCCCACACUCAAGCUAUGGCACCUACGUCACCCUGGCCCCCAAGGUCCUGGUGUUCCCCGUCUUUGUUCAGCCUUUAGAUCUCUGCAACCCUGCCCGAACCCUCCUGUUGACAGAGGAGCUGCUGCUGUACGAGGGAAGGAACAAGGCUGCUGAGGUGACGCUGUUUGCCUACUCGGACCUGCUGCUCUUCACCAAGGAGGAUGAGCCGGGCCGCUGCAACGUCCUGAGGAACCCCCUCUACCUCCAGAGUGUGAAGCUGCAGGAAGGUUCCUCAGAAGACCUGAAAUUCUGUGUGCUGUAUCUAGCAGAGAAGGCAGAGUGCUUAUUCACUUUGGAAGCGCACUCACAGGAGCAGAAGAAGAGGGUGUGCUGGUGCCUGUCGGAGAACAUCGCCAAGCAGCAACAGCUGGCAGCUCCAUCCCCUGAGAGCAAGAAACUCCACCCUUAUGGCUCUCUCCAGCAGGAGAUGGGGCUGGCCAACUCAACCAAUGCCACCCAGGAUAGAAGCUUUACCUCAUCAGGACAGACUUUGAUUGGCUGAGCAAACCCAAGGGCGGGACUCUGCUUCUGGCAACUUAACCCUUUCGUGGGCACCCCCUACCACACAGUACCCUCACCUCAACUGGACCCAAAACGGAGGACCAAGAUGGUGGGCCUAGGGUCAUCGCAAGGGAGUGGCCCCACGGGUGUGUGUGGACUGGCAUCGGAAGGACCACAGUGGUGUGAGAGGCCCUGUGGGCAGAUGCAGGCUGGCAUCAGAAAGUCCCAAAUGGAGAAGACCUAGAAGCUUAUUCCCUACAGAAGAAGGAGGUAAAAUAGCAUCUGGGCUUCUGGUGGCUCCAGUGCUUGCCUUGAGGGCAGCAGAAGAGGUCACCCUGACAGAGAACAGUGCCAAGACCCACUGCUGCCAGAAGUUAUCUCCACCCAUUCACUCAGUUCCCAUCUGUACUCGUGCGUUCAGUGCUUCCUCCAACGGAUAUUUCAAGGGCAUCUGCUUUAAGCCAGGCCCUGUGCUAGGAGCUGGAGAUUCUGGGAGAUUCUGGGAGAAUGAGAUGGCUGUGUUUCUGCUCUUAUCAAGCUUUCAGUCCUAGUAGGGGAGUGAGCAUUACAUAUACACCAAGACACACACACACACACACACACACACACACACACACACACACAUGGCUACAAACUGCGAUACUCCAUCAAGGAAAAGAAAAGCUUCCUCUAAGAGAGAAUAUUAUUUAGAUUGCUAUGUGCGGGGGUUGGGGAGGGACCGGGGAAGAACAGAACUUUUAAGCCGAGACCAGAAGGAGUUAGCCGGUCAAGGACCUUGGAAAGAAUGUUCCAGGCAGAUGGGACAGCCUGUGAAGAGUCCCUGAGAUAGGGAGACGCAUGGUGCGCUGGAGGAGCAGAGGCCAGGCCAGUGAAGCUGGAGCUUAGUGAGGAGGAAGACCAGGUGGGUGGGGGCGCGCUCCUACAGGGCUUUGAUGGUUAGUGUUGUAUUGAUUUCCUCCUAGAUACAGUGGGAAGCCAUGGGAGGUUUUUUGAGAAAGCGGUUACAGAGUCUCAGGGACAAUUAUGGAAGAUCAGAGAGCCCAGGGGGAGGUCCAAGUGGAUAUGAGGAGAUCAGCGGGACAGAGCGAUGGUGAGGGGCAGUGACCGUGGCUGGGGUGCUGGGGUGUGAAUGCCCAGAGCUUGGGGGAGGGGAGGCUCUGGGAGGAGAAGAGAUUGUUUCCUGUCUCUCCACACCCCUCACCCCCACUUCAGCUGCAUUGCACUCUUUCAGUGGAUGCAGGUAAGGAUGGGGCCUUCCUUCCUCUUGGAGCCGCCUCCAGGCCAGGCCUGGCUGGGGACCCGUGCUGAGUUCUGGGAAUGUCCGUGAGCACGUUCCCUGGCUGAGAUGGUCAAGUUCCCAGCUCUCCAGCCUCAGCCGGGGUGGCCUGUGCUGUCCCUCCAUCCAUUGCUGAAUGGUCUGAUGGGGCACUGGAGCACAGCACCCCACCCCCGCCCCCGGAUCUGACUGGGUUUGCUUUCCACAAAGGGUCAGUGUGGCUCAGAAGCUCUAGAGGAGACUGUCCUGCCACAAGGCUAAAGAAAGGCCUAGCGGGGACCUGCUUGCUGCCUGCUGCAACUCCUGCUGGAGCCCGGAGUCAGGCAGCUUUCAUGCCCUUUUCUAACUGCCCAGACUCAGCUCACACAUAAAGGAAGUGUGCAGGAUCAAGGUCACUUGCACAGAAAGGGGCUCAGAGAGGCUGGGGAGAUGGCUUGAGUCAGAGACGCCCCUGGACCUUGGAUACUCUGUGCAUCGUGUCCUGUAAGACCUUCUCAGUGUCUUUAGAGAGGAGUCUUUCGGCCUGGGGAGUUUGCUCAGCUGCUGUGGCCACUUGAACCCCAAGACUUCUUCCCUUACCUCCCACUUAUCCUCCCCGCUCCCAUCCCAGGAAAGAUCAGAUGUGUCCUGUCGGCCAUCUAGGGUGGGGCGUAUCUGCCUGUGACUGGGACAGUGCCCACCCAGCAGAGGAACAGACCGGCCUAAAGUGGGACGAGUGAUCGCAGUGUCCAGACUCCUGCCUGCAGGGUUAAUUCUGAGAGGCUGAGCAGCUGGGUCUCCACAGCCAGCAAGCUGUGCUCUGGUUUCAUUUGAUUCCCUUACAAAAUGACAUUAAGAGGAAUGUGAGGCACAAGAGAAUCGCCUGUCUGGGAAGGCAGCAAGCUCUUCUCUCCUGGACCUGGGGACUUACCUCUGUGCACCAGACAGAUGAAGAAACUGGGAGCUCUGGCCACCACAGGGAAACAGAAAUUCGGAAGGUGGCACCCAGCCCUGGGGACAGGACUUUCCUCCCGGCUUGUCCCAACAAGCUGCUGAGCAAAGCGGAUGCUCACGUCAGGGUCCUAGACCCAACUGGGAAAGCGACAUCAGCUCUUGGAGGGCCCCCAGUGACUGUGGCGAGCCACAGUGCCAUCGCUGCUCUGCCUCUGAAAUCGAUGGAACAGUUAAUUUGGCUCCAUGGGCUGGAGCAGAUGAAAUAUGACCGGGUGGCCCCUGCUCCUCAGCAGCCCAGUCCAUCCCGACCGUCCAGGAUGAUGAACAAGCGUCGAAAUCGCGUUUGAGAAGCAUAAUCACGGGAAAUGUGGUCGAGCCCCUCCCUCCACAUAAAUCACUAAGAAGCUCAGACAAUGGUCCCUUUUCUGAUGGGCCAGUUGUCUUGGUGUGGUGUCUCAGGGUCUGUGAGCUGGGAGCAAGGGAGCACAACCAUUCAUUGUUGAAAAGGCCAUCUGUGUGAUUUGAAUACAAAGUGAUUCUUUAAGUUGUCCCCCUCCCCGGCCACAUGCUUUGAUCCCAUUUUCUUGUUAUUGUCUCAGCCUCUGGGGCUCUGUUGAAACUCUCCGUCAUGCCCGGGUCUUUGCCGGCCUGGGUCUUUUGGCUGUUUGGGGGUUGGGACCUGUUGGAAAUAAUGAUGACAUUUAUUUAUGUA